Messenger RNA from Osmerus eperlanus (European smelt), 1402 nucleotides. It is a transcript of the gene cntln, whose product is annotated as centlein, centrosomal protein. Gene Ontology annotation, cellular component: centriole; centrosome. NCBI's taxonomy places the organism in Eukaryota, Metazoa, Chordata, Actinopteri, Osmeriformes, Osmeridae. The record is from RefSeq and is a predicted model, not a curated record. The transcript has 8 exons. Bases 316 to 1170 code for a protein of 284 amino acids. Gene Ontology annotation, biological process: protein localization to organelle; centriole-centriole cohesion.
UGACCUCUGACCUGGCCAGUGUGGAGCACCAGAAGAAGGUUCUGGAGCUUGAGCUGGAGAAGUGGAGGCAGAUCCCCCCCCCCCGCCCCCCCAGUCACCACCAGGGCCCCCGAGGGACCCCCCCCCCCAUCCUCCACAGCCCCCCUAACCCUGGAGGGGGGGGUCAAGCAGCUCAACACCAGAGUCAAGGCUCUGGGUGUGGAGGUGUCCAGGCUGACAGCUGCUAACAGAGUCCUGAGAGGCCAGCUGGAGGAGAAGGAGGACACACACAGGAAGCUGCAGGAAAAGGCGAGCAAGGCGGAGAGAGACUGCAGCAUGAAGAGGCAGCUGGUGGAGGAGCUGAAGAGCAGGAUGAAGCUGCUGCAGGAGAGAGAGAAGAGCCACACAGCAGAGCUGAGCCACCUGGAGCACAAGGUGAAGGUGCUAACAGAGGAGGCCUCUAACAGGAGGGCCCUGGUGGACUCCCUGAAGCGCAGGCUGGCUGUGGCCUCCAGAGAGAAGAGCCAGCAGGAGGCAGCCUGCCUCGGGCUGAGGCAGGACCUGGAGAAGAAGUCCCAGCGUGUGGAGGCCCUCCAGGCCCGCGUGAGCGCCAGUGAGCGUUCCCAGAGUCAGCUGGAGCAGACGGCCACCAGACAGCUGGAGGGUCUGGCCCAGCAGAGCUCCCUGGCCCUGGACGCUCUCCAGGGGAGACUGACCCAGCAGAGCUCCUUGGCCCUGGAUGCUCUCCAGGGGAGACUGGGCCUGGCCACAAAGCAGCUGGAACAGCUUACCUCCUUCACCAAGGCCCUUGCGAGUGAAGUGCUGGUGGAGGUGCAGGAAGUGAGGUCAGAGCUGUGCAGGAAGAGGAAGAGGAAGCGGCUGGAGGAGGUGGGCGACGUGGGGCUGAAGAAGAGCUCUGUGUCCAGAGCCCAGGCUGUGGCCGCCUCCAUCCUCAACAUGACGCCCACAGACCUGCUGCACAUGCUGGACACACCCCCGGACACAGAGGAGGCCAGUACUGAAGACAGCAGAAGAGACCAGGAGUGGCUGGAACAGGUCAUGGCCAUCCUCCAACAGCAGAUCCCGGCUGCAGGCCGGCUAAUGGAGGCCGUGCGAGUGAAGAUGAAGGAGAGGAAAGUGCUGACAGAAGAGCUGGCGGCGCUCACAGCCCCAGUCAGCGAAAAAGCCUGACUCCCCGGGCAGGAGCUGGGAGAAACUGUCAUCCUCUCCUCCCUCCUUCCCCCCUCUCCCUGCCCCCUCUCCUUCCCCCUCUCUCCCUCACUGUGUCGUCUCAGUGGGGGCUCGACCCAAGCAUAGAGCAUCAGAGCCACACAACCAAUAUUAUUCCUUAUAUUUGUGGGAAAAGAGCUGCUGUUGACACACUCGUGGACGCUCGCUCGCGCAGCACUGGGGCGAGCAAGGG